AGAGAGAGAGAAAGAGAGAGAGAGAGAGAGAGCGAGAGAGAGAGAGAGAGAGAGAGGGAGAAUGAGGAAGAACUCUCAGUGCACCUUUUUGUCCUCCGAUAUGCAGAUUUUCUGAUAAAGCAUCAGUUAUCUGAUCAUCUCAUACAGGUCGUGGAAAACUGCGAGUGUAUGGGAAUCUUUAACAAUUUUUUCUUCACCUAGGUAUCUCGCCUUGAUCUCCUAUAUAACCCAAGACGAAUGUGAGCUGUAAUAGGCUAAUUACUACUGACGGCUCUUGCGGCUCUCUAUUGGCAUUUUCACGUCUAGGCUAGGCUACAACAACUACUAUUGCUGACUUAUUCUGUCUGUGGAUCUUGCCGUUGCGUCUUAGAAAAGGUUUAGGAAGCAGAGGAAGUGAACCACUCCAGAAUCAUGGGACACUUUCAGAUCUCCCCCAUUCUCUCCCUUGGCCUUCGGUUCGUGGUUGUCGUAGCGAUCCUGUUCCUCAAAUUCCAACAUGUGACGGCUAUGUCCUCGGACGUGGACUUUGAUCAGUUCGUGUCUCCUACUGCCAGCAGCAACAUUACUGUGUGCACCACAGCAGGCACAGCAUGCGAAAAAGGGGUGAUUCUGCCUAUCUGGGAACCUCAGAAUCCCUCGUUCGGGGACAAAGUGGCACGGGCGACAGUCUACUUCGUGGCCCUGGUGUACAUGUUCCUCGGAGUAUCCAUCAUCGCUGACCGUUUCAUGGCAUCCAUCGAGGUCAUCACCUCUCAGGAGAAAGAGAUCACUAUUAAGAGACCCAACGGAGAGACCACCACCACCACCGUGCGGAUCUGGAACGAGACCGUGUCCAACCUCACGCUUAUGGCCCUGGGUUCUAGUGCCCCUGAGAUCCUACUGUCCGUCAUUGAGGUUUGUGGACACGGUUUUGAUGCGGGAGCCUUGGGCCCCAGCACCAUCGUGGGCAGUGCCGCCUUCAACAUGUUUGUCAUCAUCGGCAUCUGUGUGUGGGUGGUGCCCGACGGGGAGGUCCGUAAGGUCAAGCACCUGCGCGUCUUCUUCGUCACAGCCACCUGGAGCAUCUUCGCCUACAUCUGGCUCUACCUGAUCCUGGCUGUCAUCUCCCCUGGCAUAGUGCAGGUAUGGGAGGGCCUGCUCACCCUCUUCUUCUUCCCCAUCUGCGUGUUGUUCGCCUGGGUUGCUGACCGACGCCUGCUCUUCUACAAGUACGUCUACAAGCGCUACCGUACCGGCAAGCAGCGGGGCAUGAUCAUUGAGACCGAGGGCGACCGCCCGCUCCCGUCCAAAGUCGACAUCGAGAUGGAUGGGAAGAUGCUCAACUCUCACGCGGCGGACUUCCUGGACGGGCCUCUGGGGCUAGACCUGAACGUGAAGGACCUGGAUGAGGAGGAGACCCGGCGCGACAUGGCCAAGAUCCUCAAGGAGCUGAAGCAGAAGCACCCAGAUAAGGAGGUGGAGCAGCUGAUUGAACUGGCCAACUACCAGGUAUUGAGUUCGCAGCAGAAGAGCAGGGCCUUCUACCGCUGCCAGGCCACCAGGCUCAUGACCGGCGCUGGGAACAUCCUGAAGAAGCAUGCAGCCGACCAGGCCCGCAAGGCCAUCAGCUUGCACGAGGUCCGCUCUGAUGUGGCUGAUAACGACCCCGUCUCCAAGAUCUACUUUGACCCCGGCUCCUACCAGUGCCUGGAGAACUGCGGCACAGUGGCAGUGAACGUGCUACGCCGAGGUGGCGACCUGGCCAAGACUGUGUCGGUGGAAUUCCGUACGGAGGAUGGAUCAGCCAACGCGGGCUCGGACUACGAAUUUACCGAAGGGGUGGUGGUGUUCAAGCCCGGAGAGACCCAGAAAGAGAUCCGCGUGGGCAUUAUCGAUGAUGACAUCUUUGAGGAGGACGAGAACUUCCUGAUCCAUCUGAGCAACGUCAAAGUGCUGCUGGCAGAGGGGGAGGAGGUAGAGAACCCAGAGACCAAUCACGUGGAGGCGGUGGCCUGUCUCGGUCUGCCCGCUACAGCAACCGUGACCAUCUUUGACGACGACCACGCCGGCAUCUUCACGUUCGAGGAGCCGGUGGCGCACGUGAGUGAGAGCGUGGGCACCAUGGAGGUGAAGGUGCUGCGUACAUCGGGUGCACGUGGGGUCGUCAUGGUGCCCUACAAGACUGUGGAGGGCACGGCACGCGGAGGUGGAGAGGACUUUGAAGAUACUCACGGGGUCUUGGAGUUCCAGAAUGAUGAAAUCUUCAAAUGUAUAAAGGUCAGAAUCAUUGAUGACGAGGAGUACGAGAAAAACAAGACCUUCUACGUGGAGAUGGGAGAGCCUCGCCUGAUGGAGACCAAUGACAGUAAAGCUACAGAGGUGGCUGAGAAAGAGGUGGAAGAGGUGGUGCCGCUAACAGGGGUGGAUGAUGAGGAGCAACGCAUCGCUGAUAUGGGUCGACCCAUGCUUGGGGAUCACGUCAAACUUGAAAUCAUCAUCGAGGAAUCCUAUGAGUUUAAGAACACUGUGGACAAGCUGAUUAAGAAGACAAACCUGGCCCUGCUGGUGGGGACUAACAGCUGGAGAGACCAGUUCAUCGAGGCCAUCACUGUCAGCGCCGGUGAGGAUGACGAGGAUGAAGAGUGCGGCGAGGAGAAGCUGCCGUCCUGCUUCGACUACGUCAUGCACUUCCUCACCGUCUUCUGGAAGGUUCUGUUUGCGUUCGUGCCCCCGACAGACUACUGGAACGGCUGGGCCUGCUUCGUGGUGUCCAUCUGCAUGAUCGGCCUGCUCACAGCCUUCAUCGGGGACCUGGCCUCCCACUUCGGCUGCACCGUGGGCCUCAAGGACUCAGUCACCGCCGUGGUGUUCGUGGCCCUGGGGACCUCCGUGCCAGACACCUUUGCCAGUAAGGUGGCAGCCAUCCAGGACCAGUAUGCUGAUGCAUCCAUCGGCAAUGUGACGGGCAGCAACGCGGUCAACGUGUUCCUGGGCAUCGGCGUGGCCUGGUCCAUCGCCGCCAUCUACCACAACUCCAAGGGCAACGACUUCAAGGUAGACCCGGGGAGCCUGGCCUUCUCCGUCACCCUCUUCACCAUCUUUGCGUUCAUCUGCGUGGGAGUGCUGAUGUACCGGCGGCGACCUUCGAUCGGCGGCGAGCUGGGGGGUCCGCGGACUCCCAAGAUACUGACCACCAUGCUGUUUGUCAGCCUGUGGCUGCUUUACAUUCUGUUCUCCUCACUGGAGGCCUACUGCCACUUCAAGGCCUUCUAAACAGCUACAAACUUAAGAAGGCCCUAGAAGAGCUAACCGGAGACAAGAAGGAGGCAACAGCAGCAGUGAAAAAUGUUUUUCUCCCGACCCACCCCACCCUUUCCCCCUUUUAAGAAGUGAAAGAUCCCUCCCCUAGUGCUUAAGGGAUGAGACUGGUUGUUCAGGAGCGGCCUGUCAACGCUGGGACAGAGACACCUCUGAAGUCUGUAGAAUGACAGUUGUGUGUGUGUGUGUGUGUGUGUGUGUGUGUGUGUGUGUGUGUGUGUGUGUGUGUGUGUGUGUGUGUGUGUGUGUGUGUGUGUGUGUGUGUGUGUGUGUGUGUGUGUGUGUGUGUGUGUGCGUGUGUGCGUGCGCGCGUGCGUGUGUGCCGGUGCGUGUGUGUGUAGCUGUUUGUUAUGCUUCUCACUACCCAGCAACCCUAUAGAAACAGCAUCGUCGACGCCUGGCGCUCAUUUCAAACUAAACACUAGACAUUUGAGUGAAAUCCUUCAAUAAUUCCCAUACCAUCAUUAUUGAUAUGUAUAUGCAUGAACAUCAAAAGAAAAAAAGAUACGGCUGUUCGCAAACAUAGUGGGUGGGGAGUAACAGGUACUUUUGAAGAAAGUCUCUUGUCUGUGUGUGAGUCUUAGUAAAUCUCAGUUAGGGCCUGGCUGCAAGAGCUGCUCACCACCUUCUGACCCUCGGUUUGGUCCCCAGUAGAACAUGUGAUUAGGUUUCCUCUGUUCUUUUAUCUUGCUGUAGAUGUAGUUGUGUUAAAGGAGUUUAGCAUACUUUUACCUUUAAGGCCGUAUCGUGAUUGAAUGGCCAGCGUUACCAUUUUAACUAUCAGAUAACUCGUUGUCAACUUAAAUUAUCAUUUUCAAAACUAUCCCAAGAUCGCAUUUCCAGUUUAGUCAAUAGGAGUUUCACCACCACCAUGCUUGAUUCAAAUUGCAAUAGAAUGCAGAGAGACCGUACUGGAUCUCCCUCUGCAUUAGCUCCAUCCAUUGGCUACACAUCUUUCAGCAGCCUCUCACCAUUGGCUCUUUCUCUCUGUCUUUGUGUCUAAGCUCCUACCGGACUGGUCUUUUUAUCAGUCCUCAAGGGCUCUACAGUCAAUUCUUAACCACUAACCCUAACCAGAAACGUAAACCCUUUACCCCUCGCCCCUAUCAUAAACCUACCCUCAACACUAAACCCUCUCCCUCUUUCUCUCUCCACUGAGCUGCACAUCUUCAUUUUUUUUAAAUUAAAUGGAAUAUUUCAAUAAACAAUAUCUUAAACAUAAAAUACAUCAAUUGUAAUGGUGGACAGAAGUGUAGAUUAAACGGUUCCUAUAAUGCAGUAGCUAUAGGGACAUUUUACAGAAGUUCAAAGUGAAGCUGGUGAGAAAUACAUCGACUGAGUAUUUUCUAUUUUCUGAGGUAAAGGCUUUUGUCUUAAUGAUGCAAUCUUUUUAAUCCAUCUUACUGCCAGUCUCCAGAUAUAAGGGUUUACAUUCAAGACUGUUACUACACGUCCAGUUCAGCCACAUCAGGCAGGUCAAUCAGUGUGUGGAAGAGGAAGACGGUCCACAUUAUUUGAUGAAUACCCUGAGUUUCCUACUGAGUUUGUUUAAUACACUAUACUUGAUGUGUAACGUAACAAUGAAGAAAAAGUAAUCAUAGAAGUAGUUUGGUUUAGAAAAUUAAGAUUUUGUCUUGUUCUUGUAAUUUCUCACCACAGAAUUUGCAGCCCCUGAGAAGGUUCCAUCUAGAUUAAAGUACUUAUAUGGAAGCCAAGUGGAGUUUAAUCCUAUUUUGCCAAAGGGAACUAUUUCUAAUGGAAACUCCAGUAACAGCUUAGCCAGAAAAUGAGUGUGUUUUCUAACACACUGACAUUUCUUAACACCACCAAAAAGAUCCCUGUGCGGUACUAAAAGCCUUGGUAUUGCUUUACCUAAACAGAACAUUUCUAAUUCCAAAUUUGGAUAAAAACGUUCACAUUUCGUGGAGAUUGAUGUUGAUGUUUCGAAUUGAAGGAAAAACAUUGCACUGGUUCCCGUGUUUCUAAUGAGAAGGAUGACAUUGCUUAUAUGCUGACGAUGACUCUGCUGUUAAAUGAUUAUACAUUAUGACCUUUCUCUGAUCUGAAAAGGUUACUAUGACAAUGAAAUACUAAAAAAGACCUUUCCUCCAACCCUAAUACUCAACUAACCAACUACAAAUGACAAGAAGAGGAGGAGGAGAAAGAAAAAACAUGUGAAGUACAGCCAUACAUUGUGUACUGGUGCAGUGAAGCAGAAGGACUUCUCCUGCCCAGCAUGUGUUGCUAUAGUGUGCGUCUGCACUGUGACUGUGCAGCAUCUCUCUGUGUCCUCUACCCUCCCCACAUGCCAUGUCCAUAUUUUGGAAUGUUAAUUGUUAAUUAAUGUGCUACUUGUUCACACUGUGCAUGAAUGAUAACAUGUCUGUAUAUACUAAGCAGUAUCCCAUUCGUUCAUGUUGACGGAGGUUUGAAUGAUGUAUAGAUUUGGACUUUUUUUUUUAAUGUACUAUAACCUAAUGUUUUAUUUUAAGUUGAAUGAUGUAUUUGGUAACUUGCACAUUAAAUAAAAAAAAGGCAAUAUCUGCUGUUGUUGAAUGAGGGUGAGAGCUUAACGAGUUACGUAUCUUAAGGGAGUUGCAUGGGUAUUUGUACAAAAGACAAUGCUUGCUUAUAAUGACAUGGCUGGUUGUAUUAUUUGACAGUGUAAAGGCUAUUUUGUCAUUGAAGAGAUAAUAUGUGUAUAUACUGUACAUUGUUACCAGAGAGAGGUCUGAUACCUCCACAUAUCUUAGUGAAUUCUACAUAUUUAUUUUAAAACCCUCACUAAACUCAAGAAUGACAAAUAUUGCCUUUUUAGAGAAGUAGUUUGCUUAAAUGCUUGUUUUGCUCUCUCUCGCUCUCUCUUCCUUCCGUGCUGAGCAGUGUUUUGUCUUAGAUAUCUGAAAAGUGUGUCAGUUCUUCAUGCGGGGUGGAUUCCUUCUUCAACUCCAGAUCUGUCUGUCUGUCAACCUGGUAUGUGACCACCCAUCUGUCUCUCUGGCUGGCUGGUACUGUGCCUGCCUAUCUGCCUCUGUCCCUGUUCAGUGUCUCUGUCUGUCUGUUGGUACCUGAGGUGCGUCAUCUGAUUUACACCACCACCGCCCGCUGCUCAGAUGGACCGUCGUUUAACAGGGAUCUAAUAUAUUUCACUUUCUCUCUUUCUUUUCCCUCCUUGCAUUCGCACUUUCUCACUGUUUAGCUCUCUCUCUCUCUCCUCUUUAACUUUCUCUCAACCUUAACCUCUCGAUCUGUCCUUUCCUUGCUGUCUCUCUUUAGCAGGGUUUAGUUUGCUAUUUGUUUUGUCUUUUUGUUUGAUUUUGUUUGAUUCUAACUGAUAGAAUAUCACGAAUUUGUCUUAUUUUGUUGGUGUCGUCUGUGUUUUUUCUUUGUGUUGCACAAACGAAUAGGAAGACACUACACUAACUGUGAUUACUCUACAUGGUACACUUCUAACACAGAAAAUAAAGUUUGGAAUACCCUGUUUCAAAGA
Molecule: messenger RNA, 6787 nt
Organism: Salmo salar (Atlantic salmon)
Lineage: Eukaryota; Metazoa; Chordata; Actinopteri; Salmoniformes; Salmonidae
Product: sodium/calcium exchanger 1
Biological process (GO): calcium ion import across plasma membrane; sodium ion transmembrane transport; cell communication
Cellular component (GO): sarcolemma; axon; postsynapse
Molecular function (GO): calcium:sodium antiporter activity
Source: RefSeq, a predicted model, not a curated record